GGCCUCCGGUCGAUGCGGCUCCGUCAUCACGUGAGGCUCGUGUUGACUUCCCGGUCGCGCUCCGGGACUUCCCCGCUGUGGCGGAGGCUCCGGCAGCGCCGCCGGGUCGGCGGGAGGAGGCGAUGGGACAGCGGGGGGAGCCGAGCGGACGGCGCCACGGCCGGCGCUGCUUCUUCGCCGAGCUGAACGGCCGCUGCUGACCGCCUGGCUGGCCCGAGCGGGGCCCGGAGAGGUGUCAUGGAGGAGUUGGUGGAGGAUGACAUCUGUAUUUUGAACCAUGAAAAAGCAGACAACAGUCAUAAGAGAGAUGGGGAGAUUCCUGUUUCAGCUUACAGUGGAGAUGAGUCUGUUGCUUCCCAUUUUGCACUUGUCACUGCAUAUGAAGAUAUCAAGAAGCGGCUAAAGGAGACAGAGAAGGAGAAUUCCUUUCUAAAGAAAAGAGUGAGAAUUUUAGAAGAGAAGCUGCGUGGCUCCCGUCCGGAAGAGGAAUGCAGUUCAGUUGGACGUGAGCAAGUCAAUAGGGCAUAUCAAGCCUAUCGAGAGGCCUGCAUUGACAGAGAUAAUCUGAAAAGCAAACUGGAUAAAAUGACAAAAGAAACCGCAGAAUCCUUGAAAAACUUGAAUGAACAGUUGCAGUCCAAAGAAGUAGAGCUCUUACAACUAAAAACUGAAGUGGAAACACAGCAAGUUAUGAAAAGUCUGAAUUGUUGUACUCAGACCAGCUGGGAAAUAGAGAAGCUGAACAGUGACCUGAAAGUGCACAGUCUGGAACAGGAUCUAGAGAACCUCAAGCAAGAGUGCAAUGGUCUCAGAAAGGAAUUGCAGAAAUAUAAACAGAAGGACCAGGACCAAGAUGAAAAUCCAUUAAAUGGAGACAUUCUUCAAAGGCAAGCUGUUCAGAGUGUGCAGCAAGCAUAUUGGGAACUGAAGAGAGAAAUGUCUAAUUUGCAGCUAGUGACUGAAGUGCAAACUGAGGUUCUACGAAAACUGAAAACAAACUUAACAGCGACCAAGAAAGCUGCCUCUUCUGCACCAGUAGAAUGUGUUGAGCUGAAGAAUAUUACGAAGCAGAAUCUGACGUCUGGGGUAGUGUACAAAAAACUUUCACAAAGUGAUAAAUUACAUUGCAAUGCUGCACCACCCCCUCUGCCAGGAGACGUGAAAAUCCCAUCUGAAAGGGUGAUUCUACACGCAUGGACAGAGGAGAGACCCGUUCCUGUUGAUGGUAAAACAUUUCAGGAACACCAUUCUUAUGGGAAGAGCUCUCUGGAAGAUAAUUCCUGGGUAUUCCCGAGUCCUCCAAAACCUAAUGAGAAUGUGUUUUGGGAAACAAAUAAGAUUUUGUCGAACACUGCAGCAGAUUACCUGGAUCAGUGUAAUCAAAACUGUCUGCACAAGAACUAAGCAAUUUUUAGAAUGAACUGUGGCAGUUUAGAAUGAUUCUGAAUAGGCACCUUAUUGAACUUUUGAAGAGGUAAUUAAAUUGGUUCAAGUGUUCUUUUUUUUUUUUUUUUCCUAAAACAGAAAACCCUGUCUUCCUCUGCUGUAAAUCGGGAGCAAGUUUCAUAAAGUUAAAGCUGUGAUGGUAUAAUGUGAAUGAAUCUAGUGUGGGGCUUAGGCGGUCUUGUAUUGCAAACAGCACGUGUUUCCUAAAGAUUACAGCGAAAAGUUCUUGAAAUAAAAUUUCAUUCUGUAUUUAUUUGCUAUUUGUAUGUUUUCAAGAAGGUAUUUGGUAUCGUUAAACUUGUAACAGCUCUGAGCUUAUUUUUGACAGGUUUAUUUUGACAGAUUAAGUCAUUAAGUGAAGACUGGAUUCUCUUUCCCUCUCUCAAUUAACUUUCUUACUCCUAUGGUUUAGAAAUGCUUUUUUGUGUGAUUUUUUUUCAUUAAGAAGGUGAGAUGUUGGUUAAAAUUUAUUUAUGUUGAGAUGGAGGUAAGGGAAGAAUCACUUGUAGGCUGUCCUGUUUAGAUCACACAGCUUGGGGUGUGAUGAAUUAAAAAAGGAUUGUAAGCAACGCUGCUGAACGCAGUGAAUCUUAGCAGCCCAAUUCCCACUGCGUAUUCUUGCUGUGGGAAACUGCACACGGCGGUGCCUGCCACAGAAUCAUCCUAUUCAUGGUGCAGUUAUCCUUACCGUGCCUCCUUUGCACACCACCAGAACCUUGACUUUUUAUUUGUGUGGUUGUUAAAGCUACUAAUUUUCUUUUAUUAAAGAAAUAAAGCCUUAAUUUAAUUGGAGUAGUUGUUGAUAGAAUAAUUGCUUUGGUAUCUUUAGUACUUCACUGAGAACUGAAGUUACUGAGAUUGUGACUGCCUGCUUUGUAGCCUGUGUGUCCGAGUGGUUUUUUUAGGGGUCUCACCUUAAGGCCAAGAAAUGUUCUUAGGUAAAUAGAAUUAAUGCCUUGUUUUUUAGAAACUUCUGUUUCUUUAUCUGAGUUGAGUACGACAGUGUUUAGUAAAUGAUUUGACUACUCAGUACUUAGAAGGAAAAUGCUUUGUAUUUUAGAUCCAUGAAUGCUUUUAACCUGUAAUGAGUGGGAAGGUGGUACUAAAUGUUACUUACAGAUGUCUGUGGGGAUUAAGUAUUCAACUUCACAUGUCCUACUUAAGAUCAGUGUGAUUGGAAAAAAUAAUUCCACAUCUGUUAAGUAACAAAUUACUAAAAAUUGCCCAAGAAAGCAUGAGGAAGUUACGACUAUGGCAUAACCAUUGUAAUGACAGGCUGUAAAGGUGUUACUUAGGCAAGUUGCUGCAGGAUCUGUGUGGCUCCAGUCACUUUCUUCCCAGUGGAAUAAAUGCUUCACAUGGUGCCCAUCUUCUCCUGUUUCAGUUUGUCUAUUAAAGUUGAAAGAAUGCCUUUCAGAUACCUUCUACUGUAUUAGUGAACAGCAUACAUAAGUAAUGUUUCCCAUUCACCAGAUACUGGGUUUUUUUAUCUUUCUAUUAUCUUGCUCACGUAUAGUGGCUUGUCUGUGAUUAAUGGAAAUGGUGUCAGAUGCUGGAAUUUAUUCUGACCAAUGAACACAGCUGACUCAGGGGAGUACAAUCUCUUGGAAAGUAAUAGAACAAAAGCCAAUAUGCAUAAAACAAACCCAAGUCACUAGGCUUUAGCUGAUAGAACCAACCACCUGUGUAAUAACAAAGCGGCAGGAAGCAUUUCUCAUGUGGCUGCAUAAAGUACACGGUGCCUAGUUCAAAAGUAGCUUACUUGGGGUUCCUCCCAGCCCAUCCUCAUGGAGGUGUUUUAUUUUUAGUGUAUUAUUCCACAGCCAUCAACAUGAAUACUUCUUGAUUUGUGCAAUGAAGGAAUUCUACUAUGUAAGAUUUUGAAAUAAAUUUAUUUUUGACUGAAA
Molecule: messenger RNA, 3353 nt
Organism: Coturnix japonica (Japanese quail)
Lineage: Eukaryota; Metazoa; Chordata; Aves; Galliformes; Phasianidae
Gene: AZI2
Product: 5-azacytidine induced 2
Cellular component (GO): cytoplasm
Source: RefSeq, a predicted model, not a curated record